Punica granatum (pomegranate) is the source of this 1441-nucleotide messenger RNA. NCBI's taxonomy places the organism in Eukaryota, Viridiplantae, Streptophyta, Magnoliopsida, Myrtales, Lythraceae. The record is from RefSeq and is a predicted model, not a curated record.
AUGGGAAAGUUUAGCCACUGCUUUCUUCAGCAAUCACAAUUGCAAAAUUGGAAAGAAAAUGUCAGUGAACGUAUGGCAGCAGUCACUAAGCCUUCCAGACACGUUGAGCAAGUCGGUGGACUCUCCAGCAUUCGGCUCCACUGCCGGAACCGAGUCCAUGACGAGACCAGAAAUAGCGGUACUCAUUACCGUCCGAGCCCUUUGUCCCAGCAGUUCUCUAUUGGAGCAGAGGAGGACUCUUCAGGCCUGAUCAAACCUGAAAAGCCAGACAACCCAAAGAGCCCUUUGUCCCAGCAGUUCUAUCUUGGAACAGAGGACUCUUCAGGCCAGAUCAAACCUGAAAAGCCAGGCAACCCACAGAAGGAUAAGGGCGAUAAACAAGAUGUAACGAGCAGUCCCCAGUUUCACUUCUCGAUAUAUAAAUGGGCUAGCAAAGGAAUACCGUCAAUGAUGCCUCUAAGGAGAGUGAGCAGUUUGAGGUUGAGGAAGAAGAGCAAAAUUGAAAGCCCAAGCUUUACUGAAAGGAUGGAAACUAGAAGCGAGAUAUCAGAGUAUCAUUCUGCAACUCCGCUCAACGUCAGUUUCCCUUCGAAUACAAGGAUGUCAUUGACAGAAAAACGGGACGAACAAGCAGGACGGAAAGAAGAAGUGCAGGGUGGGUUCUCUAAAAAUGGUGAUGCUGUUAAAGGUUUCCAGAGACGGAACAAAGAGAUACUGGUUCAGAAAGGCAAAGUCGAGAAAGUUAUCAAGAAAGGAUCACCGAGGAGUUCAGAAGACGACACCGGGGAAAAAGGAUCCAAAGGGAAGGUAGUCGAUCCUCAUAUAGAAUCUCAGAAAGAAUAUGCUGCCUCAAAUAAUGCCAACGAUUUAUUCAGCGACACUUCUUCUGGUCAGAAGAAUAACUCGGCAUCAAGUACGGAAUCAGUUCCCGAUGACGCAAAAAUUUCAGUUGAAGAAGCUGACGAAUUGUCCUGUACUUAUUUUACUGCUAUAGAUGAUAAAAUACGACAGUGGUCACGUGGGAAGGAAGGAAACAUACGAUCCCUCCUUUCAACUCUACAAUACGUUCUUUUGCCAGGGAGUGGGUGGAAGCCUGUUCCUCUUGUCGAUAUAAUUGAAGUGCCUGCAGUAAAAAGAGCGUACCAGAGGGCUCUGCUGUAUUUACACCCAGAUAAGUUGCAGCAAAAGGGCGCAGCUCCACAUCAGAAGUACAUUGCUCAACAAGUUUUCGAAAUAUUGCAGGAAGCCUGGAAUCAUUUCAAUACGCUCGGCCCUCUGUAAAAACUUUGGUUUCCCUCAGUAGUGCUUCAAUGAUCAAUAGACCACUGUCAUUGUUGAUACAUGGAAUGGCACAAUGGAGGGUUGAGUCUAAAUUGCGCUAUAAUCAGUUCAUGUCGGUCUUUUCUUAAAAGCUCUACGAGGUAUGAGAAUAUGUAAUCGU